AUGUCGGAAUUGGAUUCUCAUCAGUUAGAGACUAGCAAUGGUUUGAAACGAAAAAAUGAAGAAGUUGAUGAUUCAACAGAUCGUAAUAAUGAGGAUGACAAUAACUUAAAUGACGCAUCUUCUCAUACUUCCAAAAGAGUAGCAUUAGACAGUGAACAAAUACAGUCCGCUGUUAAGACUGAAAAUGAAAAUGAAGAAUUAGCUCCUACAAUCGGUAAUACCGUGGAAAAAGAAGAAGCUGCAGAUGAAGAAGAGAGAACAGUUGAAGAAUCGGCAAAUCAAGGCAGUCAAGAAUCAGAGCAAUUGACAAAAGUAAAAGAAGAAGCAAAUGAGGAUGAUAUUGAAAAGACUUUAAAAUCUUUACAGAAUUCAGUGUUUCCAAAUGAUUCAAGUUCUCAAACAAAUAAUAAUCUUUCAUCUGACAAUGCUAAUUCACAAAGUGCCGUGGAAGCAUUUUUAGAACAAGCUGGAUUAGCUUCUUCAACCGCAAUUCAACCUCAGCAACAUCAACAGCCUCAACAUCAACAGCCUCAACAUCAACAAUCAUUUGAACAGGAUUAUGAAUCCUCAUCAACUUCAUCUAAACCAGUUUCGAGUCAUCUCAAGGAAAAAGAUUCUGAUAUCUCAUUUAGAAUGUUAUGUCCUGUAAAAGAAGCUAGUACAAUCGUAGGUAAACAAGGAUCAAAAAUUAAUCAUUUGAGAGAAAAAGCUGCUGUUAGAAUUCAAGUUAGUGAUAAUUUAAAGGGAAUUCCAGAAAGAAUUACAACCGUGAAAGGUACACCAGAAAACGUUGCCAGAGCCUUUGGGUUAAUUGUAAGAACCAUUUUGAAUGAAGAUGAAGAUGAACCAGCAAAUAUGAGAAGUCAACAAUAUAAUUUGAAAUUAUUAAUCCCACAUCCAUUGAUUGGAUUUAUAAUAGGUAAACAAGGUUCAAAAUUUAGAGAAAUCGAAGAAAAUUCUGCAGCAAAAUUAAAAGCUGCAGAAACACCAUUGCCUUAUUCCACUGAUAGGAUUUUGAGUGUUGUUGGAGUUGCCGAUGCUAUUCAUAUCGCUGUAUAUUAUAUUGCUCAAAUUGUCAACGAUCAUAGAGAUGUAUUGAAGAAAAAUAAAGUUAUUUUGUAUAAUACGGCUAAUUAUCAACAAACUGAUCCAUUUGGCGAUCCAAGCCAUCAACAACAACAACAACAUCAACAACCAAGAUAUCCACAACAACUGCCUUACGGUGGAGGUGCAAAUACAGUGCCUAUUGGCGGAGGUAGUUAUCAAAAUCCAUCACCAUUUCAACCCCAGCAAUCUCCUCCUCAACCACCACAAUAUAAUUUUCAAUCGAUGUUUCAACCAGCAAUGCCUCCUCAACAACAAUAUGGCGGAAUGGGUCAAAUAGGAGGAAUUUCAUCAAAUUUACCUCCUUCGUCAAUAUCUUCCUCAAAUAUCCCACCUCAAAGUCAAUAUACUGACGAAUAUGGUAAUACGAUGAUUGGUGAGGUUAUUGUUCAUCAACCGGUACAAACUGGUGACAAAUUUAAUCAAGAUGUGUUUGUUGCAAAUUCAUCAAUUGGGUCAGUUAUUGGUAAGGGUGGAAACAAUAUUAAGCAUAUCAGAGAAAAUAGUGGUUGUACUUAUGUUAAAAUUGAACCAGAUAGAGGUCAAUCCAUUAUGCUUGGAAGUGGUAGAGGUUUAACUAAUAUUCGUAGAUUAACCUUAACGGGAUCGUUGGACUCGUUUCAAAAGGCUAUUUAUUUGAUUAACCAAAGAAUUAAUGCUGAUAGGGAAAGAAAUACGAGAUAA
Molecule: messenger RNA, 1788 nt
Organism: Lodderomyces pseudojiufengensis
Lineage: Eukaryota; Fungi; Ascomycota; Pichiomycetes; Serinales; Debaryomycetaceae
Gene: PBP2
Product: Pbp2p
Exons: 1
Coding region: 1-1788 (595 amino acids)
Biological process (GO): regulation of gene expression
Cellular component (GO): cytoplasm; nucleus
Molecular function (GO): mRNA binding
Source: RefSeq, a predicted model, not a curated record